Messenger RNA from Durotheca rogersii, 1507 nucleotides. Its product is annotated as putative 1-aminocyclopropane-1-carboxylate oxidase. Bases 180 to 1265 code for a protein of 361 amino acids. The record is from RefSeq and is a predicted model, not a curated record. NCBI's taxonomy places the organism in Eukaryota, Fungi, Ascomycota, Sordariomycetes, Xylariales, Xylariaceae. Gene Ontology annotation, molecular function: dioxygenase activity. The transcript has 4 exons.
GCAUAACGUCGAAUAAGAGUGAGAAUUUCCCCGCUCCGUCGUAAGAUAUUAAUAGAGGCCCUUAAGAACGACAGUAUACUCAAUCAAUUACCCGUCCCUCUUCAUACCACGUCCAGACAACUAGCAACGCGGCAAGUUACCAGCGAGAGGAAGUCGAAUAGGCUAUUUCGCAUGUGACAAUGCCACCACCACGAGUAGAUGCUGCUGAUUUAUCCUAUCAGUACCCAACCGAGACAAAGGAACCACUGAAAUACGCGGAACUAGAGGCACUUGACAUCUCCAGACUUUCCGAGCCGGGGGGCAAGCAGGCGUUGGCGCAGCAGGUGUUGAGCUUCAUCAACAAGAACGGUUUCUUCUACGUCGUCGGCCACGGGUUCGCAGAGGAGGAGGUGAGGCGACAGUAUGCGUUGUGCAAGGCCUUCUUCGAGCUCCCACUGGAGGAGAAGCUCGAGUACAUAUGCGAUACGGCUAGAGGGGAUUUCCGGGGAUACAAGCCGCAGACGACGGGCCGGCUCGCGGCCCGCGACAAUGACGAGCGGUAUAAUAUCCCCAAGUUCACACCAGAGCAUGAGCGACCGCACCCACGGCUUAUCAGAGACCACUGGGACGAAAUCAAGACCUUCUCGCUCAAAGUACACAAUAACGUGUUACUUCCGCUGCUACGCUUGUUCGCACACGUGCUCGAGAUCGACGAGGACUUCCUCGUCCAGCGGCACCGCUACGAGGCCGAGGGGCUCGAGUACCUACGAUACAUGAAGUACCACCCGCGCUCGGCCGAAGACGAUGCCCGUGCCGGCAAUAUCUGGGCAAAGGGACACACGGAUUACAACACGCUGACGUUCCUCUUCCACCAGCCCAUCGCCGGGCUGCAGGUGCAGGUGCCGGGGGGCGGUUGGCAAUACGUCAGGUCGCCAAGGGACGCCAUCAUCGUCAACAUUGCGGACGCGCUCGAAUUCCUGAGCGGCGGCUACCUCAAGAGCACCGUCCAUCGUGUCGUGCGACCCCCCGAGGACCAGGCACACCAGCCGAGGCUUAGUCUCAUCUACUUUGCUCGGCCAGAGGCGAACAUCCUACUCAAGCCCGUCUCGAGCCCGCUGCUGCAGCGGCUCGGUUUACAGGCGGAGGCGGAGUCAUUCUCGCACGAUGUCACAGCAGAAGAGUGGGCGAGGGCCCGGAUUGCCAAAGACCAUAGAUUCCGUACCGGGUUGGUUGACCAGCAGGAGAAGGAGAUCAUCGCUGGCGUGGAUCAGAAAUACUACGACUAGGUAAGAGCGUGGUGCUCAUUCCGCCGCCGAUGCACCGAGUAGGGAGGAGCUGCAAACAUCGCCAUGUCCUAGGCCGGAGAUGAAACUCCCGAGACGAGGUCGACGCAGGCUGGACUCUUCAUGAUGCAGGGCGACACAAAAAGACAGAAUGGCAGGGGGGUUACAAAGGUAGGUAGGUAGGUAGGUGAGAAUACCUAUGUGGAGGGUACCUAAUCCUAAUUGAACCUUCGCUUGGUCUUUGU